UGGAAAGCGCGACGUGGAAGGCAGGAGGGAGCUGCCCCCAGGUUCAUGGGCUUCCCCUUGGAUAUGAAGCCGACUUUUUGAACUUCUAAAUCCCUCUUCUCCAUACCCUGCUGCACCCCUCUGUGGCCCGGUACCUUGAGGACACCAUGGAUGGACUGAUCGUGGUCUUCCUUAUCUCCCUUGGCAUGUUCUUUGGCUGCUUUCUUCUGGGCUUAAUCCCUCUUGCAGUUAAACUUUCAGAGCAAAAACUGCAGUUUGUGAGCGUCUUGGGUGCCGGAUUGCUGUGUGGGACGGCUUUGGCUAUAAUUAUACCGGAAGGAAUCGAGCUGCUGGAUGGAUCUUCCGCGGGUGAUCCAAUAAAAUGUCAGAACGUUGCGGAUGAUCUGAACAUCACGAAAUCUGCAGAGACCAACUCCUCCAUCCCCCCUCAUUUCUUUGUCGGUGUCUCCCUGGUGUCGGGGUUCAUACUGAUGUUUCUUGUCGAUCAGAUUGGAAGCUAUUGCUCUUAUCAUGAUCCUACAACUGGGAUGUCAGCUGGAACGAGCAUAACGGCCACUCUUGGCUUAGUCAUUCAUGCAGCAGCGGACGGUGUCGCCCUGGGAGCGGCGGUGGCCUCCUCGCAGGUCUCGGUGCAGGUCAUUGUUUUCUUUGCCGUUAUCUUGCACAAGGCUCCUGCGGCUUUUGGUCUGGUUUCCUUUCUCAUGCACGCCGGCCUGGAGAAGAAACAGAUUCAGAAACACCUCCUAGCGUUUUCACUCGCUGCUCCUCUUCUAACAAUUGCUACAUAUUUAAUUUUAAACACGACCGGGGGCUCCUCACAGCAUCGACUGAGCGCCACCGGAAAUGGAAUGUUGUUUUCCGCGGGGACUUUUUUGUACGUGGCUACGGUACAUGUGCUGCCUGAAAUUAGCGGCAGAGGUCACAGCCAUCACCACGGGGCCGCGGAGUACAGACGCCCAGGACUAGGACUGUUGGAAAGCGUGACACUUGUCAUAGGCGCUGUCCUUCCCGUUCUGCUAUCUUUGGGUCUCCAUGAUAACUAAAAAAAAAAAAAAUGUAAAUAAUAUUUGUAGGACUGAUAACCGGUAUAAUUAACCAAAAAGGACAUUUACGAUUAAUGACUGACAUGUUUACCAAUGUGACCUUACUAAUAACAAAAAAGUGGAACAAAAAUAUUUUUUAAAGUAUAUUUUGCUGUUUUUUUAUGUAAAUUGGUUUUUAUACUUUUUUGCGUCUAAAAACAAAUAACACAAAAAUCUAAAAAUAUAACUUUCUUUUUUUUUGCCGACGUCACAAUUAAAAUCUGGGUUAUGUUUUUUUUUUUAA
Messenger RNA from Spea bombifrons (plains spadefoot toad), 1326 nucleotides. Its product is annotated as zinc transporter ZIP9-like. Gene Ontology annotation, molecular function: metal ion transmembrane transporter activity. The record is from RefSeq and is a predicted model, not a curated record. The transcript is spliced from 7 exons. Gene Ontology annotation, biological process: zinc ion transport; transmembrane transport. Lineage: Eukaryota; Metazoa; Chordata; Amphibia; Anura; Pelobatidae. Gene Ontology annotation, cellular component: membrane. Bases 147 to 1043 code for a protein of 298 amino acids.